AUGAUUUCGCUCAAGAGGUGGGAGCUUGCUUUUUGUCUCAAACUUCACGGCAUAUCCUUCCAGACGUUUUUUAGGCGAGUGUCUCAUUCUGGGGGCUGCGUCAUCGCCGUGGAAGAUUCUGAAGGAGUUGUGUUUGGGGCUUUUACAGACGAGUUCCACAAGUCCCACAAGUACUACGGAUCAGCGGACACCUUCGUCUUCACCUUCAAGGGCCCCGACGGGAAGCAGCCCGCAGAGAACCCC
This is a messenger RNA of Eimeria tenella, 243 nucleotides long. RefSeq lists its product as uncharacterized. The transcript has 3 exons. NCBI's taxonomy places the organism in Eukaryota, Apicomplexa, Conoidasida, Eucoccidiorida, Eimeriidae. The record is from RefSeq and is a predicted model, not a curated record. The annotation marks the transcript as partial.